AUAGCUUCAGAAUCAGCCAGCUCAGCAUGGAUUCAGGGGGAUAAAAGAGCUUAGAGGAGAAAUCACCAUCUGCCUUUGCCUCCCUUUGCUGCAGCCCAAGGAAGCCAGCCUGGCAGAAUGAGCUUCUUUCUCUUCCUGGGCCUUUUGGUCCUGGCACCCACCUGCUGGAGUAGAUCCAUCCCUGCAUCUCCUCUCCUCUUUCCCCUCAGCUGUAAUGACUCUCGAGUGCUGUCCAUGGCAGGCUUGGCUUUGCAAGGCAUCAACGAUGACCGGAAGGAGGGUUACAAGUUCAGCCUCAAUCGAGUGGCCGAUGUCCGGGAACACCAUCAGACAGGUUCAGGCUCUGUGUACUAUUUCACCCUCGAUGUAUUAGAGACAGACUGCCAUGUGCUCAGCAAAAAAAGAUGGAAGGAUUGUACUGCCAGGCAUCUGCAUGAAGCAGUAUAUGGCCAGUGCAAAGCCAUAUUUUACAUUAACUUGCCAAAAAGGAUUCUAUACCUGCCUGCCUAUAAUUGUACUGUUCGUCCAGUUUCUAGAAGGAAGAUAGUCAGAAUGUGCCCUGAUUGUCCCAUACCCAUCCGCAUCAACAGCUCAGAACCUGGGCUUUCUCAAGCUGUUAGUCAAUCUCUGGAAAAAAUCAACAAAGAGAUUGCAGUGGGGAAGAAAUUUUAUCUCUUCCAAAUCACCCAAGCUUUUUUCCAGUGGGUAUUUGGCCCUGCCUAUUUUGUGGAAUACUUAGUCACCGAGGCUCCUUGCACCAAAUCCCUGCCAGGCUCUGAAACAUGUUUGCAGCCACCUGCUGACUUCAAGCCUGUAGGGCUUUGCAGGGGUUCUCUGAGUAAAAUGAACCUGGAUAAGCAUGUCUCUGGGACCUGUGAAUUCUUCCAAACCCAGCCACCGUCGGCCCCUGAAAGCCAUCCCCCAGAACACCAAGACCCACCGCAGCUGGCCCUCCCCUCCACCGCUGCGCCCCUACAAGAGGGGCCUAGAGGGUCUGUCCAGUUGUUGCCUGAAUUGGUUGAUGAGAACGAUGAAGGUGACCAGGAAAAGAAACCCUUCGUGGCCUUCCCUGUGCAUAUUGACUUGAUGGCAGAUCCCCUGGGAGAAGUCCUCCACCUCCCAUCCCGCUUCAUGUUGGACAAAGAAGAGAUGCCAAUUGUGCUUCCUUUCCCUGAAGGGCCAGGAUCAGAUGAGUGUCCAGGGCCUGCUGAGAAUUCUAAUCCUCUGAUCCUCCCACCGUGAAAGUCACACCCACCCACCCACCCACCCACCCACCCACACACACACACACACACACACACCCCACUUGGUGGAUAUCUGGUGCCAUGGAGUGGAGUGGAGAGAUGGAGGAGAAAGAGAGAGGGUAUCUAGCAUUCCUCAAUUCCAUCCUGGCUCUAAUAAAGUUUGUCUUUCUUUUUUGUCUCUCCUUAA
Messenger RNA from Vombatus ursinus (common wombat), 1431 nucleotides. RefSeq names its product fetuin B (gene FETUB). The transcript has 7 exons. Bases 118 to 1242 code for a protein of 374 amino acids. Gene Ontology annotation, molecular function: metalloendopeptidase inhibitor activity; cysteine-type endopeptidase inhibitor activity. Gene Ontology annotation, cellular component: extracellular region. Gene Ontology annotation, biological process: binding of sperm to zona pellucida; negative regulation of endopeptidase activity. The record is from RefSeq and is a predicted model, not a curated record. NCBI's taxonomy places the organism in Eukaryota, Metazoa, Chordata, Mammalia, Diprotodontia, Vombatidae.